Molecule: messenger RNA, 1484 nt
Organism: Arachis duranensis
Lineage: Eukaryota; Viridiplantae; Streptophyta; Magnoliopsida; Fabales; Fabaceae
Product: protein PIN-LIKES 3
Exons: 10
Coding region: 116-1324 (402 amino acids)
Biological process (GO): endoplasmic reticulum to cytosol auxin transport
Cellular component (GO): membrane
Source: RefSeq, a predicted model, not a curated record
CCAAAAGAUGAAAUUGUUUUGAUUCUCCUAGAACUAUAAUUUGGACCACCCUGAUAAUUAAGAAGGAUAUACACUUUUUUUAGAGUAAGUAAUUAAUUAAGGAAAGAAGAGUAGAAUGGAGCUGUGGAAGCUGUUCAUGACUGCAUUAAUGCCGGUUCUUAAGCUGAUAAUCAUCACUGCUGUAGGAGCAUUUCUUGCUCUUGAUCGCUUUAAUUUGUUGAGAGACAAUGCUAGAAAGCAUUUGAAUGCAUUGGUAUAUUAUGUGUUCAUUCCAGCUCUUAUAUGCAGCAUCCUGACAAAAUCUAUAACAUUUAGGAGCCUGGUUAUGCUGUGGUUCAUGCCAAUGAACAUUCUUCUGACAUUCAUCGCAGGGUCGGCUUUAGGAUGGUUACUUAUGAAAGUAACCAAAGCUCCUCAUAAUUUGCAAGGCCUUGUUUUAGGCUGCUGUGCUGGAGGAAAUCUUGGAAACUUGCCUCUGAUUGUAAUUCCUUCAGUUUGUAAACAAAGCAGUAGUCCUUUUGGAGAUGUAGAUGUUUGUUAUCAAAAAGCAAUGGCUUAUGUUACUCUUUCUUUGGCUGUUGGAUGCAUGUACUUUUGGACUAUUGUGUACAGCAUAGUGAGAGCAUAUUCAUGCAAGGUUUCUAGUGUCGGAAAUGUUGAUGAUUCCACAUCAUAUCCAUUGGAAUUAAUAGAAUCAGAUCCUGAAAACCAUACAAAACCUUCAAAUGGAUUAGUUGUUACUUUAGAGGAAAAAACAACUCCUGAUGUAGGCAAUCAUACAAAGCUUAUGGAAACAUUGAAGAAAUUAGUAGUAAAGCUCAAUUUGAACAUCCUAUUAACUCCUGCAACAAUUGCAGUGAUUGUUGGUUCGGUGAUUGGUGUAAUCCCUCAACUUCGAAAGCUGUUUAUUGGCGAAAAUGCCCCUCUCCGUGUAGUUCAGGACUCUACAUCCAUGUUGGGUGAUGCAUGCAUUCCAGCAAUCACUUUACUAGUUGGAGCAACUCUUCUUCAGGGGUUAAAAGGGUCAGGAAUUAAGGUUUCAAUUGUUAUAGGGAUCAUUGCGGUUAGGUUCAUCGCCUUACCAAUGCUAGGUGUGGGCAUUGUUAAAGGUGCAGUGCAUUUUGGUGUGAUCCACCAUGAUCCAUUAUAUCAUUUCACUUUGCUGUUUCAAUAUGCUGUUCCUCCUGCAGUGUCCAUGAGUACAAUUACUCAAUUUUUCGGAGCCGGUGAAACAGAAUGCUCAAUCAUCAUGCUAGCAACUUAUGCCUGUGCCUCAGUUUCUGUUACUGUCUGGUCUACCAUUUUCAUGUCGAUUGUGACAUAAAUGUAUUUCUAAUACCAACUCUAAGGGAUUUUUUCCUGAGAUAGAAGAAACUCCAGCUGCAUUUUGUUUCAAGUACUUCAGUUCUGUGUAGUGAAUCAAAUUUGUCCUUAACAUUUACUACAAUUGUAAACGUUGGUAAUGCUGCCUCUAUACAUAUUAA